UCUGCUUUAAAAUACUCGAGGAUUUUCGAGAAGCUCCAAUGGGAUUGCAGCCUUCGUCUAGGUUAACCGUUAGGGAAGGUCUAUUUUCCCAUACAAAUCUAUAGUCGUGGAUGGCAAUUAAACUAUUACGAGCAGUUUAGGCAAAAUCCUUUAUUUCUAACCAUCCAAGGACACUCAGCUGCAUACUGAACAUAUUUGGUCUUAUUAAAAUUUCUUUUCUGCCCUAUCUGACUAUGUGAUUUAUCUCGCAAUGGCUCUGAAAGCGUACGGAUGAUCAUGAUAAUGGCCGUAAGUUGUGUGUGCCGCCUCAACCGUAAGAUUGUUUUGGAAAUCUGCAAGAAUCGCUAACUGCAGUUUACAAAAGUAGCUGUAGCUUAGUAUGCAUCUCUCUGCUGUAAAUUGCUUGAAGAUUUAAGUUGCCCAAGACAAGGUUCACUUCCAAGGUUAAAAUUCUGGGACAGACUUAAUGCAAACAUUAGAAGAUUACCAAAAGUGCAUUCAUGAUUUUGAAAUAUCAGUAACUGUGUACAUUUCUUCAAAUACAUGGAUGAGAUAUUGAUUUUUUUUUCAAGUUCUCAAGGCUGAACGAAAUACUUCUUUAUUAACAAAGUUGAAUUCUCUCUAUCUUAUCCAUUAAGAUUUGGGAAAAGUUAAUUUUAAUUCAAUUCAUAUGGAGAGUCUAUCCUCAUCUUUUUGAACAGUCUCAGUUAACAGCCAAGGUUAGGAUGGCUGAUCUAAAAAGAGCUGGAAGCCAAUAUGGCUCACAAAAUGCAGAUGCUACAAGCCCUAGUUUUGAAGGUACAGCAGCAAGGACACGGCCUUGCAGUGUGGAGGAUAUCAUCUUGAAAAGGUAUAGUAAAAAACUCAUGAAGGAUGCUAAGGAAGGUAACAGUAGCACUAAGAUCAAGAGUGAGUUAGUAAAGCCUGAUAUAGAAAAUAUUGCUCCACAAUCCAAAGAUGGUGCAGGUGAAAUGCAUGCAAUAGGUUCUGUUCCAGGAUCUAUUUCCCGUGUAAAAAAGAAUUCCGGGGACGAGUUGCCUUCUAUAAAGGAUACUUCAAGCAGGAGGGAAGAAAAACACAAUAUGAAGGACACUGGAUCCCGCAAAAGAUCAGAAAAAGAUGAUUCAAGAGUAACAUCCAAAAUUAAACUGCAUAAGGAUGAGGACAACUCUAAAGCCUUUGGUGAUAGCUUUAAGGAAGGUGGCAAAGAGGAAAGAAGUGAAAAAAGAAGCCACUAUAAGAGUAAAGGUUAUGAUGAACGUAAGGACAGUGAUUAUCACAGAGAAGAUAAAAAGGAGCCCAUGAAGGGUAAGAAAGAGAGAAUUAAAGAUAAAGGUCUGGAUAAGUCUAAAAGGGAGGAAAGAGGAUCUCAGCAGAAGUAUGAAGAUCAAAGAGAUGACAAAAGAAAAAUUGAUAAGGAUAGAGUUAGAAGAAGGGAGAGCAAACGGAAACACGAGGAUGAUCAAGAUGAAAAGAUAAAGAUGGAAAAUGAUAAAGGUGACAAAAAGAAGAAUGAUGCUAAAUUUCAUCUAACCGAUAAAGUUGAGAAAAGGCAAGAUAGUGAUUAUUCAGAAAGGAAAGAAAGGUGGAAGGAGUCAUCACACCCAUCAUGGCACAAAGAAACUAAAAGCAAACGCAGGAAAAGAUCUCUCAGUCCUGACCAUAAGAAGGCCAAGGAGAGGGGGAGAUCACCUUCCUCUUCACCAAGAUCACACAAGCGACAUUCAUCUUAUUAUGGUAAGGAUCACGACCAGGACCAUUCUUCACAUCAUAUCUCCGUGGAGAAAUCAGAAAGAGAUAGAAUGGAUUCAGAAAAAAUUGAAAAUGAUAAUAAUGGAGCAUCUGCUGAACAGGGUAGUCACUAUCGUCGGUAUGGUGGAGGUACAAGUGGGCUUGGUGGAUACUCCCCAAGGAGGAGGAGGUCAGAGACUGCUGUAAAGACACCUUCUCCUCCUGUUCAUUUACCAGAGAGGAAACCUGGAUGGGAUCUGACACCUGGUGGCAUGGAUAGUAACAUGGUAGCUGCCAUGGUUGCUGCUUAUCAAGCUUCUACACAGCAAAUGGCUGCAUCCUCAAUUACAUCCACAUUAGCUACUGUUUCCUUGAGUACAUCAAAUCUGCAAAAUCCUAAUGUGUCUGCAUCUCAGUUUGUCCCAUCUGUCUCUCAGCAAGUAGAUUCGGUGAUGGAUGCUGUUGAACUCACACAAUCAACAAGGCCAUCAAGAAGAAUUGUUGUGAAUAAUCUGCCUUCCUCAGUGUCUGAAGGAGAGUUUAUGGAGUUCCUCAAUUCUGCAUUGCUGUCAAAAAGUGCCAACCACCUUCCAGGAACUAAGCCUUGUAUUAGCUGUGUUGUAAAUGGAGAUAAAAAUCAAGCCUAUGUAGAGUUUCUCACCCCAGAAGAUGCAACUGCAACACUUUUGUUAGAUGGCAUAACAUUGAAUGGAAACAAUCUGAAAAUCAAACGACCCAAAGAUUAUGCUGAACCAGCAAAUGGAGGUUCUGAGAAAACGUUGCCUGUGGUUGAUUUGAUAUCCAGCACUGUGAUUGAUUCUCCUUACAAGAUCUUUAUUGGAGGGAUUUCACGCUUACUUUCUUCUGAUAAGGUCAAAGAGAUUGUCACUGCAUUUGGACAGCUGAAAGCCUUCCGCUUGGAAGUUGACACAAAUGAAACUUUUGCAUUCUUUGAGUAUGUUGAUCAAUCUGUCACUUUGAAAGCCUGUGCUGGGCUGAAUGGUAUGAGGUUAGGAGAUGGCAUCAUCACUGUAGUUCAGGCUACUCCUGAUGCAUCUGUUGAGGUUGAAUGCCUUCCAAAUUAUGGUAUCCCAGACCAUGCAAAGGUGCUCAUGCAGAAGCCUACACGAAUUGUGAAACUGAAGAAUGUGCUUACCAAAGAGGAGCUUCAGCAAUUGUCUGAAGAGGAAAUAGAAGAAAUUUCAGAAGAUGUACGUCUUGAGUGUACUAGGUUUGGCGCUGUCAAAUCUGUGAAUAUUGUAAGAUGUAAUAGCCAAGGAGAUCACAUUAAAAACAUCCAAACAGAGAAAAAUGGUAAUUUACAGAGUUGUCUACCAGAUACAAGCAAUACUGAAAAUCAAUCUGAAUCUUUGAAGGAUCAAGAGAUCAAUGCUGUUGAAGGUAUUAAAAAAAAUGGAAAAGAAUUGAAGGAUGUUGACCUAGGUGUUAAAUAUACUUGUUUGGAAGAAAAUGAAUCUGGUGAGCAGCAGAUGGCAAACAAGAUGGAUGUAACUGAUACCACAAAUAAUAACGCAAUUGACAUUUCUAGUGUACCAGCCCAGGAAAUGCAAGAACACAGCAAAGCUGCCGAAGAUCAUGAAAUGUCUUCUCCUGCUGAAGUUCCUGAGAAUACUGUAACACCUCAAAGUGUUCAUGCUUUAGAACUAGGGGAAAGUUUGGGUCCUGAAAUUAUGGUGCAGGUGGGAAGAGAUGAGACAGAGAGUUGUUUAGAUCCCGACAAUGUGCAUCACCAAAUGACUGUAGCUGCAGAGACUGAUGAGUCUGAGUCAUCAAGAGACUCGGAGUUUCUAGAAGUGGGCAGUGUCUUGGUAGAAUUUUCAAGAGAAGAAGCUAGUUGCUUGGCAGCACAUACAUUAAAUGGACGUCUUUAUGGAACACGAAAGGUCAUAGCUAGCUAUAUUCCCAAUAUUGUAUACCAGCAGAGAUUCCCAAGAGGUAGUCUUAGAUGAGCGAACAUAGAGUUAUCUCAUGAUCAAGAAUGGUGUUAUAUUGUUAUAAUGGACGAGAGAAACAUUCUUGUUGAAUAUUUAUAGAAUUGAGAUUUUGACAUCUAUGCAAAAAUACUCCGGUCUCAUGCAUGUAGCAAUGGUUUAUCAUUUAGCCAUGUUGAAAGUGUAGUAUUUGACACGUAUGCAUGCAGCAUCUGUAGGCAAUGCAUGAAGAUUGUACGUUUAGUUUGUUCUUUCAUUUGAUGAGACAGUAGAAAUAGAAAAAUAUCAAUUUAAUCUCA
Messenger RNA from Cryptomeria japonica (Japanese cedar), 3982 nucleotides. RefSeq lists its product as uncharacterized. NCBI's taxonomy places the organism in Eukaryota, Viridiplantae, Streptophyta, Pinopsida, Cupressales, Cupressaceae. Gene Ontology annotation, cellular component: U2AF complex; commitment complex; U2-type prespliceosome. The transcript has 11 exons. The coding region runs from base 726 to 3701 and encodes 991 amino acids. The record is from RefSeq and is a predicted model, not a curated record. Gene Ontology annotation, molecular function: poly-pyrimidine tract binding; pre-mRNA 3'-splice site binding.